This is a messenger RNA of Lachancea mirantina, 750 nucleotides long. The record is from the annotation of a GenBank genome assembly. Lineage: Eukaryota; Fungi; Ascomycota; Saccharomycetes; Saccharomycetales; Saccharomycetaceae.
AUGGGAUCCAGAAGAUACGAUUCGAGAACCACGAUAUUUUCGCCCGAGGGCCGUCUUUAUCAGGUUGAAUAUGCGCUUGAAUCCAUUUCGCAUGCAGGUACUGCGAUAGGUGUGAUGGCGAAAGACGGAAUUGUGUUAGCUGCCGAACGCAAAGUGACAAGUAAACUACUGGAACAGGGAAGCUCGAGCGAGAAGCUAUACAGAUUGAACGAUAACAUCACGGUUGCGGUGGCAGGGCUGACGGCAGACGCAGAAAUACUUAUUAAUACGGCGCGGGUAUACGCGCAAAACUAUUUGAAAACUUACAAUGAGGAGAUCCCUGUUGAGAUUUUAGUCAGGCGGUUGAGCGACGUGAAACAGGGUUAUACACAGCACGGUGGUCUAAGACCCUUUGGUGUUUCCUUCAUUUAUGCUGGUUACGACGAGCGUUACGGGUACCAACUGUAUACGUCCAAUCCGUCGGGAAAUUAUUCGGGCUGGAAAGCGAUAAGUGUUGGUGCCAACACGUCAGCAGCGCAGACGUUGUUGCAAAUGGACUACAAAGAUGAGGUUGACUUGGAAGGCGCCAUGGAGUUGGCAUUGAAAACGCUUUCGAAAACGACCGAUUCUAGUACUUUAACACAUGAAAGCGUCGAAUUCGCUACAAUUCAGAAACUUGACAACGGUAAAGUCGUACAAAAGAUCUAUAAUCCACAGGAGAUCCAAGUACUGCUUUCCAAGACCGGAAUCACCAAAAAAGAUGACGAAUGA